Megalopta genalis is the source of this 772-nucleotide messenger RNA. Its product is annotated as natterin-4. Lineage: Eukaryota; Metazoa; Arthropoda; Insecta; Hymenoptera; Halictidae. The record is from RefSeq and is a predicted model, not a curated record.
ACCAGAUAAGCAACAUUUCUGUCUGUAGAACAGGUACCACAGGUCGCAACAUGCCAGGUUACAGAUGGAUCCCCAGAACAAAAUCGGACGGUGUGCCCGAUAAAGCCGUUGUCGGAGGUCGUGACUGCGAUGGAACUACAAUCUACGUUGGCAGAGCCUACCACGAAGGUGACAUGCUGCCAGCGAAAGUGAUCCCCGAGAAGAACGUCGCUUAUGUUUGUUACAACGGAGAGGAGCACGCCAAAUACGACUACGAAGUGUUGCUUCCUACAGAGUUCGGAUGGGAAUUCGCCAGCAAUGGUGACGUGCCCGGUAACGCUGUACAGGCAGGCUAUACCGACAGCGGAGAAACGCUAUACGUCGGUCGCACUUUCCACAAUGGAUCGCAAACGAUCGGCAAGAUCCAACCGAGCCACAACUGUCUCUAUAUUCCCUUCGAUGGUGAAGAGCUGUCCUUCCGAGACUACGAGGUCCUGGUCGUCGUCUAACUCCGAGGCACAGCAACUUUACGCAUCGACGCACAAGCGAGAACGUUUUCGAUACGCGGCACCCUUGAAGCUCGCACGAGCGCUUCACCGAUACUGACACGAAAUCGGAAACACGUUCGAUGGAAUCGCAAAACAAACCCGUUUCUUAUCUUUGCCGAUUAAGUGAAAACAAUGUGGCUCGACGCGAAGGCUGAACGUGCCUGCCCGAAAAAGGUCGCGGGUCACGUCUUGAUUUAUUGUAGGCCAUUUCAACAAAUAAAGUAUCAUUGGAACAAAAAAAAAGA